UGCGCACAUGUGGACUGUGUUUAUAUGGAAGAGGAGAACUUCAGGUGACGUCUCGGAUCGUGAACGGAGCUACUGGCAACUGUCCGCUACUGUCUGCGGUCCAAACCCUGGAGGAACAUCAGAAAAGCAACGGACGCGAGAAGACAACUUUUGAGCACAGAGGUCUCCAGUGUGAUGUAAGCAGCUCCAGACCCAUCAAAUCCAAGAUGGUGGUGUCCCUGUCCAAAGUGCGUCUGAGGCUGGCUCAUCUCCAGACCUUCCUGCUGUGCUUGGUGCCACUGCUCCAGUCUGCCCAUUCCAGUCCUGGUCCAGAGCCCAGACCGUGGAGUCAGCGUGGACCCAGACUACAACUCUCUCAUUCAGAGCUGAGAAACGGGUCAGCGGUGUUCUGGGAGGGAGGGGUCAGUGGGGGUUACCAGGCCCUGCUGCUGGAUGAGGACCAGGGCUGGCUGCUUGUCGGAGGAAAAGACUACAUUUACCUCCUGAGACCGGACAGCCUGGACCUGCCCACACGCACUAUUUACUGGCCAGCAGCGAAGGAGCAUGUUGAACAUUGUAGACAAGCAGGGAAGAGCCUGGAGACGGAGUGUGCCAACUUUGUGCGUUUGCUGCAGCCUUACAAUAAAACCCACAUUUACGCGUGUGGGACUGGGGCCUACCAUCCCAAGUGCAACUACCUCCACCUGGGACACAAUAAUGAGCAGGCCUUGUUCAUGCUGUCCCAUUCAGAGGAGUCGGGCCAAGGAAAGUGUCCCUUUAGCCCUAAGGAGCCGUUUGCAGCGCGUCUAACUGAUGGGGAGCUGUAUGCAGGUACCUCAGUGGAUUUCAUGGGAGCAAAUGCUGCCAUUUUCCGCACUUCACUUAAAGGCAGCAGUCAGCAUUACAUACGCACAGAGGCCUACGACCACAACUGGCUCAAUGAGCCUGAGUUUGUGGACUCCUUCUCCAUCCCGGACACUCACAGUUCGGAUGAUGAUAAAGUGUACUUCUUCUUCAAAGAGAGGGCUGUUGAGGCGGGACAGUGGGACAAGAAGGUCUACAGUCGUGUCGCUCGGGUUUGCAAGAAUGAUGUUGGUGGUAAGAGGAGCCUGAUAAACCGCUGGACCACUUUCCUAAAAGCACGGCUGGUCUGCUCUAUCCCAGGACCCUCUGGAGUGGACACACAGUUUGAUGAACUGGAGGAUAUAUUUGUUUUGGAGACAAAAGACCCCCAGAACCCCACCAUCUAUGGCGUCUUCAGCACGUCCAGCUCGAUCUUCCAGGGAUCAGCAGUGUGUGUUUACUCCAUGGCAUCCAUCCGCGCUGCCUUUAACGGACCAUUUGCUCACAAGGAGGGCCCUGAUUAUCGCUGGGUGGAGUAUAAGGGCCGCAUACCCUAUCCCAGACCAGGCACUUGUCCCAGUGAGACAUAUGACGCUCUGUACAAGUCGACUAAAGACUUCCCAGACGAGGUGGUGAGCUUCAUGAGGCAGCAUCAGCUCAUGUGGGAGCCAGUGAUGCCACUAGGGGGCAGACCCAUCUUGACCCGGGUCAACUCUCCCAACCUGUUCAAGAGAAUCGUGGUGGACAGAGUGGACGCAGAGGACGGACCCUAUGAUGUCCUACAUCUAGGAACAGAUGACGGUAAAGUGGUGAAGGCCGUGUCUGUGAUCAAAGACAACUGGGAGACUGAGGAAAUCAUCUUGGAGGAGCUCACUGUAUUUCAGAGCCCUACACCAAUCCUGAAUAUGGAACUGUCGACCAAAAGACAACAGCUGUAUGUGUCCAGUGAGGGAGGCGUGGUGCAGCUGUCCCUACAGAGGUGUGAGCUGUACGGAGACGACUGUGCUGAGUGCUGCUUGGCCCGAGACCCCUACUGCUCCUGGGACGGACAGACCUGCUCCAGAUACUUCCCUACAAGCAAAAGGCGGGCUCGGAGACAGGAUGUGAAGUAUGGAGACCCCUGGACUCAGUGCCCCAUCACAGACGACGACGUGGACUCAGUGGAAGUGAAGCAGGUGUAUGCAGUUGAAGGAAACUCCACCUUCCUCGAGUGUGCUCCUCGCUCUCUCCACGCUGAGAUCAAAUGGACUGUACAGAUCACAGACAACCAACCUCCACUGCCUCAGACUGACAGUGAACGCUCCCUCUGUAUGAAGCGGGGUUUGCUACUUCAACACCUGGAACUUUCUGAUGCUGCCUUGUACAUCUGCACUAGUCUAGACCGCUCCUACAAACAGGUCCUCACCAAAUACCGCCUCAACAUCAUCCCAAACCAACACCUCCACCUUAACCACCAAACCCCCCACCACCACCAAGGCCCUGCAAUCCAAGGGAAAGUCAUCCACCCUGGGGUACAAGGCUUUCUGGGACAGGCCAAUCAGCGGAACUCCUGGCUUCAACCACAAUCACAGAUCAGGAACUACAACCACGUCAAUAUGUUUGGCACCAAUGGCUUGAGCAUGGAGGAUUGUGAGCAGCUCUGGUACAGGGAGAAGAGACGUCAACAAAAACUGCGCACACUCAAGUUGAAACAAGAGAGUAGGAAAGCAAGAGUGAGAAGGCACAACCCGCCCGGAGUCCCACCUAUGUCCUAAACACGGGACUAUUACAAGGACUAUGUAGUGAGAUAGAGAGAUAAUUUAAUACAGUGAAGUGUGUAGACUGAUCUAGUAGUGUCGAUAUGUAAGUUAAUGGAAGAGUAUGUAGAUGUGUUUUGUUAAUAUUUUCCUAUCCAUGUGUUUAGAGUGAUGAAAUGUUGUAACCAUGGCAGAACAAAUUAGUGUAUGUUUUAAAAUGGUCUGAAGUCCUCAAAAUGAGACUGAAAUACAUGAAUAGCUACAACAUUUUUAAAUGGCUUUGAAGCAACCAUUUUGUUUUAAAUUUAAGAUGCAUGUAGCAACAAUACGAAUGUAAAAUAGCAAAUUUCUUCCAUUUACACAAUGGGUGAAACAAAACACAAUUGUAGAAAGUUUUUUUAUUUCAUAACUUAACUUUCAAACUUAAAAAUGCACUGUGUAACUUUAUUUGUGAGGGUCUGCCACCUGGUUGCCAUGGAGAUGUUCUUGUUUUGCCUGGAAUGUUCCUGACGUUAAACUCAUUUAUCUCCAAGCUGGCGACACUGUCAGCCCAAGUUACAGAUCCGAUCUGUGGAGACGGUGAAUGCAUGUUUUUUUUUAAGUAUUGUAACUGAAUAAAUGCAACUUUCAUGCCAUACUAUGGAACUUUACAGGGUAAGCAAUAACUUCUCCAUCAGAAAAGUUACACAGUGCACCUUUAAGUGAAACAUUGGAACAAGGAAAAUAUGUGUAAGUGAUUUUUUUUUGUUUUUUGUUUUUUUUUUGUAUUGAAUAUUCUCUUAUUGCUUUUAUUGUAAUAAACGUUGAAGGCUAGUGAUACCAAAUUGCAGUUUAACUACUAGGCUAUAAAUGUGGUUAGGAUCAGCAUUUACUAAAUAUGAAACCUCCAUAUUAAUAUGAUGUAAAUAUUUAUAUUAAAUUUACACUUGUUUGUUUGUAAUGGCAUAUAAAACCAAAGAUGUGUGUAUGGUCUAACUCACUAAUCCUUAUGGAAGACAAAAUACUUACAAAAAUAGUGUUGCCUAUUUACUGACCUGUGUUUAACUGUAUUUAAAAUAUUGUAAUAUUACUGUGUAUUUAUGUAGUGACUUGUGAUGCUAUAAUAAAUUAGGAUAAAGCUUAAAGUUGCAGUGUGUAACUUUUCUGGUGGAGGGUUGUUUCUGUUGACAUGUUAUGGCUUUGCUUCGAAUGUUCCACAGUAUGGUUUUGAAUUUAUCAAUCUCCAUGGAGAGAAGUCGGUGCCAUUACCAUACCGAGUUACAACUCAGAUCUGUGGAGAGGUGAGCCCACUCGGAAAAAAAUGAAUGAUUUAAAGGUUUAGCAAUAAAAACAAAUGCAACUGAAUGCAUGCAAGUUUACACAAUGUCACACUGUGAAACAUUCCAGGCAAAGCAAUACAAUUUCCGUGGAGACAAGCAGGUGAUGGAUCCCCCACCAGAAAGGUUACAUAGUGCACCUAUAACUAGCUUCAGAUAAGCUCGAAGAAACGCACACAUAUUCAAAUGGCCCUCAUUAAAACUUAUGUUUAAAUUAGGCUAGUACUACUUCAGUUAUUUACUGUUAUUGGUCAUUAAAGUCUUACUUAUUUCUUUUUUCUUAAACUACUAAGCUAGCCAUGUAUGUUUUAUGUUUUUAUAUAAAUAUAUUUACCCUUUGAUAAACUUUGAAAUAAGAGUUUGUAAUAUUUUUAUAUGAAUAAACUACAAAUAAAUAGGCUUUUAACUUUG
Messenger RNA from Periophthalmus magnuspinnatus, 4285 nucleotides. Its product is annotated as semaphorin-3D. Gene Ontology annotation, molecular function: semaphorin receptor binding; chemorepellent activity. NCBI's taxonomy places the organism in Eukaryota, Metazoa, Chordata, Actinopteri, Gobiiformes, Gobiidae. The coding region runs from base 207 to 2576 and encodes 789 amino acids. Gene Ontology annotation, biological process: neural crest cell migration; semaphorin-plexin signaling pathway; axon guidance. The record is from RefSeq and is a predicted model, not a curated record. The transcript is spliced from 18 exons.